This is a messenger RNA of Frankliniella occidentalis (western flower thrips), 2570 nucleotides long. Its product is annotated as protein phosphatase PTC7 homolog. The transcript has 5 exons. Lineage: Eukaryota; Metazoa; Arthropoda; Insecta; Thysanoptera; Thripidae. The record is from RefSeq and is a predicted model, not a curated record. Bases 145 to 1059 code for a protein of 304 amino acids.
UCGAUUUUAAUGAAAACACGGAUGGCUGUCGAGGUCAACUGUGUGUGUUGUGGUUGUGAUGUGCGUGGUUUCAACUCUCGUCGUUAAGCUGGUCCUUUUAAACUAAAAUGAAAAGUAUUUAGGUUUUACGUAGCAAUUUUAAUUAUGCAUUCAAUAGUAUACACGGGUAGACUUCUGUCUCGUGCGAUAUGGAAUGGAAUAACAAAUUAUACCACAAGUUCAACAGAGGCCCAAGUGUGCAGAAAAAGGGAACCACAUUUAGUUCAUGCCGUUUGUGGAUUUCCAAAAGACUUUACUCACACUAUUCUAAAGAAGGGCCAGUUCGGUGACGAUGCGUGGUUCCACGCCCUCAACAAGGCCUCAGAUGUCAUUGGUGUUGCUGAUGGCGUUGGGGGAUGGAGAAAUUAUGGCAUAGACCCAGGAGAAUUUUCCUCAUUUCUAAUGAAAACAUGUGAACGCCUGGUGUGUAGUGGGAGAUUGAAAAAUAUGCUCCCAGCAACACUGCUUGCCAGAAGUUAUUAUGAACUUCUUGAGAGCAAGCGACCCAUUUUAGGAAGCAGUACAGCAUGUGUUAUAGUUCUUAAUAGAGAGAACUGUCAAGUAUAUACUGCAAAUAUAGGAGACAGUGGAUUUGUUAUUGUUCGCCAUGGAGAGGUUGUGCACCGAUCUGAAGAGCAACAACACUAUUUUAACACACCUUUCCAGUUAUCAUUACCUCCCCCUGGUCGUAGUGGCUUGGUUUUAAGUGACAGCCCUGAUGCUGCUGACACUUCAAGCUUUCCAGUAGAGGAUGGUGAUGUUAUUCUUCUAGCAACUGAUGGUGUGUUUGAUAAUGUUCCACAACAAUUACUUGUAACAGAAAUGACCAAACUGCAAGGGGAGAGAGACCCUUGCAAAAUUCAAGGUGUUGCAAAUGCGAUUGCAUGGAUGGCACGCAACCUUGCUUUUGAUAGUACUUUCAUGUCACCAUUUGCUGAAAGUGCACGCCAUAAUGGUAUUGAAGCAGUAGGUGGUAAACCAGAUGAUAUAACAGUACUACUGGCUACUGUAGCUAUAUGAAAUAGCUCCAUUUGCCUAGUUUGUUGUCAUUCAUAUUUGUAUCAUACAGUAGUCCCCUUUCAAUAGGGAUAGUCUCAUUUACAUGUUUACAUCAAGAGGUUGUGUGUUGGGACCAAGAAAGGGAAUUGUAAAAGUGUUCUACAACCAGUAGAGACACCCUUACUUGGUCCAAUGUUACCAGAGGAUUAAAUCAGUGCCAGGAUGCAGUCAGUGAAAAUAAUGUUAUUUACUGUAUUUACUGUACUUUUAAUCAUUAUUCAAAUGUGAUUUUUGCACAAAUGUUUUGAAUCUUUUACCUAACGUGCUAUGAAGACUGGUUUGUUAUCCUCUUUGAUUGUGAUGUGCACUGUUGAUAGUUGCUAUAAGAUUGCAUUGUUUUCGUAUGGCAAGCGUCUGCAUUUGCCAUCAUAAACAAUUAAGUCAUGAUAAUGUUAUGACUUUUGUCUACUUUGUUGAGUCGAAUGUCUAAUUCGCUGCCCUUGUUAUCAGGAGGAUCAACUUUUGCCUCCCUUGUCAUGUUGUUAGAGUUUUAAUACCAUAGAUUGUAAUUGUUGUCAUUCAGUAAACAAACAUUUCUCGGAGUGAGUCUCCAAUGUAAAUAUUGUCCAUUUUCAUCUGAAGAAUUAGAUAGCAAGGAUUACAUAAACCUUGGUAAGAAUCAGUUUCACUUUGCAUUUACUCAAAAUUGUUCAUUUGUGUAAUUUAAGAAUUUUUUUUAAUUUUAAUUUGUUAAGUCAUCAAGAUGGUAUUCAUUUUGUUUGUGAUUCAAGCUCAAAUGGAAACUAUUGUGAGUUUAUUGUGUAGGAGCAAGAUUGAGGUUGCUUUCUUAGUUGUGUUUGUGUUUUAUGUUAAGUGAAAGUUAGUGCUGUUGUGAUAGUAUAAUGCUCACAAGUUCUGGUGCUUACAAAUAACAUCAGUUAUUGCUCCUAGAUUUCUGUGUGAGUGUAGACGGGCCUAGAACAAGAAGAACUGUUUUUAAAUAUCCGGUGAGAAUAAUUGUCAGUGUAAGAUUCAGAUGAAUUUUUGCUGAAUGGAAACCAUCAUUACCAAAUGUCUUUCAGUUAAUUUUUUUUCUUUCUUUUUAAACUUUGAGGACUUGUUCGUGAAAUCAGAUGCCUGUAGUUGUAGAAUAAUUAUAGAGCUCAAUAAUGCUACAGUAGGAAUUUUAAGUUUUGAGUGACUGUGACUGAGGAAACAAUGCUCAUCUGUGUUUUAGGGGCCCAGGUCUAUAAUAUCAAUUGGCAUAUAUGCUGUGCCCCAAGUCAUGACAUUACACAUUUUUAGUCUAUACAGUUUGAUUCUAGUAUGGAAAUAAAGAAAUCACUUGCUUUUGUAAUAUCUCUGAUACUCGUUUACUUACUAGUCAGUUUUGUGGCUUGUGAUUAAAUUUCUAUCUGAUUUCAGUGUGAUAGGUGCUAAUGAUUGGUUGUUAUUCAAUUCAAGAAUUGAUGUGGAGGAAUAAUAAGCAUGUCAAAGUGCAGGAUAAUAAAAAAUGCUUGGGUCCUCUCCUA